Trypanosoma cruzi is the source of this 540-nucleotide messenger RNA. RefSeq lists its product as uncharacterized. The coding region runs from base 1 to 540 and encodes 179 amino acids. The record is from RefSeq and is a predicted model, not a curated record. The transcript has a single exon. Lineage: Eukaryota; Euglenozoa; Kinetoplastea; Trypanosomatida; Trypanosomatidae.
AUGCAUGCGUGGGGGCUGAUCUGGUGGCCCUCUCCGAGGGGUGGGCGCUUCUCGUUGGCGCGGCGUCUCCGCGUCCCGCAAGAGGACCGCGGGCCACCGCAAUGUGACAUUCGCGCGCCGACAAGUAAUUAUGCGCCUCUUCCACCUGAGAGUAAAGCUGCGCACGCCGACUCCGAGCGUCGGCGACGGCGCUGGCGUGGUCGGUGUUCAGUCUCCGCUCUUCCAGCAAUGGUCAGCCCUUGCUGGACCCACAACCCCCGGGCAGCACACACACGAUGGGCAGGAGCAUCUGAGCCUCGAAAUUUGACAAUUGAGGCGUCCGGAGACUCGCAAUACGUCCCGCAAUACAUCGCAUCCUCCCAGUGCUUGGCGAUGGUUCCUGGAACCAAGCGUUGGUCUGUCAUUGUUGCAGCGACGGUUACCACCGCAUCCAACGGCCCGUGCUCAUCGAUAAAAGUGAGCUGCACCCGGACAUCGCUGUACUGGCGCACCGAGUCCAACAGGCGGGCUCCAAUGUCGCUUCUCCCCGUCGCCGUGUAA